AUGGCCUCCUCUUAAGAUAAUUACUAACCCAUGAUGAAAAACUACAGUUUAAAGGGUAGUGGAUAAUAAUGUCAAGUAAAAAUGAUGACAGAAGAUGGUUAUUAAAUUUGCUCAGAUACUCCUAUAAAAUAAGGAGGACAAGGAGAAUACGCUUAGCCUAUUUAACUUUUAUUAACUUCUUUAGUUGGAUGUGAAUUAGCCACUGCUAGAUACAUAGCUAAUUAAAUGGGAAUAAAAGUAUUUUCUAUUGACUUUGAUAUACAAGCUGAAAGAGAUGAAUUGGCUCCUAGACAUAUUCCAAUAGACGAACCCGGUCCCGCUGUAGCUAGAUUGUAAAGAAUUUGGGGAACAGCAAUUGUUGACACCGAUGGUACUGAAGAAUAGGUACAAAAAUUAAAGAAUAUUGUAAAAAAUAGAUGUCCUAUUGCUAAUAUGGUUGUCCUCUCAGGAUGUAAAUUAGAAGUAGAAUGGAAAAAGAAGUGA
Tetrahymena thermophila SB210 is the source of this 483-nucleotide messenger RNA. Its product is annotated as OsmC family protein. Lineage: Eukaryota; Ciliophora; Oligohymenophorea; Hymenostomatida; Tetrahymenidae. The record is from RefSeq and is a predicted model, not a curated record. The transcript has a single exon.